Phragmites australis (common reed) is the source of this 1520-nucleotide messenger RNA. RefSeq names its product nuclear pore complex protein NUP43. Lineage: Eukaryota; Viridiplantae; Streptophyta; Magnoliopsida; Poales; Poaceae. Gene Ontology annotation, cellular component: nuclear pore outer ring. Bases 84 to 1133 code for a protein of 349 amino acids. The transcript is spliced from 5 exons. Gene Ontology annotation, molecular function: protein binding. The record is from RefSeq and is a predicted model, not a curated record.
CCACAAAACUCCUUAUUGAGCGAAUCGUGUAUUGCGCCCUCCGAAGUCCGAACCCUAAACCCUCUGACCUCCGAACCCCAGCAAUGGCGAACUCCCCCUCGUUCCGCCGCCACCCGCACCCCUCCUCCAUCGACCUCGUCCGGUGGCUCCCAUCCUCCGCCACCUCCCCUUCCGGCCGCCUCCUCGCCGCCGCCGUCCACGAUCCCUCCUCCGGCCCCGCCUCCUCCAGCAUCCACCUCCUCUCCCUCUCCGACCCCGGAUCCCCGCUCGCCUCCCUCCCGCUCCCCUCCCGCGCCACCGCGCUUCGCUGCUCUCCGGCCGCCCUCGCUGCCGCCACCUCCUCGGGUUCCCUCCACCUCCUCCCUUCCUCCUUCGACGCCAACGCGGCGGUAGCCGUCCCGGGCGGCGCGGGGUUCCACAUGGGCCCGGUCCGGGGCCUCGACUGCGGCGGCGAGGAGUGGGUGACGGCAGGGGAGGACGGGAGAGUGCAUGUUAUCGGCGGGGGAGGGGACGGGAGGGUUGUCGCGAGGAGGGUGUGGGACGGGAAGGGGAUGGCCGGGUACGAGGCGGCCAGGUGGGCGUCGCCAGCGGAGUUCGCCACGGGCGGCGCAGGAUGCGGCGUGCAGUGGUGGGAUCGGAGGAAGGGGGACGUAGUGAUGGCGCAGUCCAACGGCAUCUGGGGUCAUGGCAUUGUUACUGGAAUGGUGCAUUCCAUUGACAUUCAUCCAUCAAGGAAGCAUAUCUGUGUGGUGGGAGGCUCCUCAGGGACAAUAUUUGCCUGGGAUCUGCGGUGGCCACAGCAGCUAACGCCACUCUCUGGUGUAGGUCUUAAUGGAACAGCUCAGCCAGUGUGUGAGAGUGAGGUCUGGGAGGUUCUUUUUGACACUUACACUCAGUCUUCUGAUAUCAUCUCAUCUGUGGCAACAAGAGUAUUACCAGUGAUGAUGUGCUCAGAGGAUGGGAUCCUUGCAGUUGUCGAACAAGAUGAGAGGCCUCUUGAAUUGCUUGCUGAACCCUGUGCCAUCAACUCCUUUGACAUAGAUCCUCAGAACCCUUCUGAUGUGGUUUGCGCACUGGAAUGGGAAUCGAUUGGUGUUCUAACACGUGGUAGAGAUACAAUGGCGGAAGAAUGAAAACAUUUGCCAUUCAAGAAUUUCAUUAAAAUUUUCAGCAAGGUAUCCUUUGGUUGCUAGGGCUACUAUAUCAGGAUUAGAAUCGAGUACGGAGGACAACGAUAGUCACAGAUCAUUCUAUUUACUCAUGGUCAUGGGCUACCAUUGGAGGGGAAAAAACAUGCUCGGCACAUACUCCUGCCCGACUUUGCAUACUUAACCUUAUGUUGUACCAUCUGUUGCCAUUGUUGAUGCAGAUUGUUGAAAAUCUUUCUGAACUCUGGGAGCAAUCCGAGCUGUGUAAGCUUAAUGAAGUUUGAUGCUCUCCGCUAUUUUGAAGGAUAAUGAUUGCAACACAUUUGCAAUCCUUUUUAUUCUGGUUGGUGAAUGUGAGUUGUAUUUAUUUCG